AUGUCCUCGGCGCAGGGACUCGCGCGUUACUUCCAAGGUUUGGCCGCGGGGGAUGAGAUGGCUGGGUUGAUCCGCGGCCUGCGUACCUCGAUGUGGCAGUGCUACCAGAACUGCCUACACUGUCCUGCAGCUGUACAGGUGCCGACUUCGCCGGCAUUGGCAAGUGGAGGGGAGAGUAGCGUGGAGGCAUCUGCUGAUGGAUCUGCGGCGCUCUCGUCACGCAUCGAUGACGCGUCGCUAAGGGGGUCCUCCUUUGCGGAUGCCGGCACCCGACCCACGAGCCGAGGGAAUCAUGGCGUAGGUAUGGGAGCGGCACCACUGGCUGCUGUUCCUGCAGCGCCCGCCCCAAUCCCACUCGGCAAGCUGAAGGCGGCGGAGCGCCGGCAGUACUGGUCGGCCACCAAAGCUGCCAUGCUCUUCGCUGUCGAGAGCCCUUCCGUGGCGGAGGAGGCGACCGCGCUUCACUGCUCCACUAUCACACGCUCUCUUCUGUACAACUACUACUAUCCUAGUGAAGGUGGGGGUGCUGCCAGCAGCACGCCGCGCGUGAGCACGACGCUUGAAACUGCACCUGCCAUGUCUAACCUGCAUCGCGGAGAAGUGCGGUGGGUGUUGAGUGAUACGCGCGUCGCUGAGCUUGCUAGGGAGGCGUUAAAAAUGGAUCGAUGCGACAGCGGUGCCUGCGGGUGGCAACGCGCCCUCGCGCUGCUGCGCCAGGUCGACCCCACCCCACUCACCUCGGCUGUGGAGCUGGAGCUCUACCGACGCACCGACGGCCGCCACUGGGCCGAGGCGCUGGGCUGCCUCUGGCGCAUCGGACCCGCUCACUGGACGGAGAUGGACGUGGCAGCCGCAGUUCGGUGUCUGUACUCUGCUGGUCGUCGCCACCACCAGGAGAACCGUGUCACCCUCAGCGCUGACGAAGUCGCACGAGCUGCUACAGAGGGUGGCGAGGGCGGCUUGCAUGUCUCCAGCUCCCUGUUUCAGGCGCGACUGAAAGCGCAGGCGCUGCGCAUCCACCACGCCGUGGAGACGGCAGGGGUGCUGCGAUGGAGCACAUCAUCUACCUUCAACGAUACUCUGGGCCUUGUCGCACUCGACACGGCGGGGUGGCUGGAUGCAUGUGCGCUGCUCGAUAAGCUGCUUGCGGGUGCGGCUGCUGCCGCCUGCUCCCGAGACGCGGGCGUGAGGGGGGGUGCCACGAGAGGAGCCGUGGGCGUCGUUCGACGUGAGAAGGCGGUGCACACUGUGCAGCGUAUCACUGGCGACGAGGCUGUUGCCGACAGUGAGCUGUUUCCGGCGUCAACGUUCUACGACAGCGAGAUGGUGUCUCACAGCAGCGGUACGCUGGUGGCACCCCACUCACCGCAGCGCGCACGGUCCCCUGAGUCCCUCUACCACCUCGUCCGAGCCAAUGCGGUGACGGUUCAUCAAACGUGCCGCGCGCUUCGGUCCCGCUGGGAUGUGGGGCUGCGCUAUGUGCAGCUCCUGCAAGACGCCUUCGUCGACACCCUCGACCUUCCAUCCGACACGGCGGCAACGGAAGACGUGCUUCGACUGUGCAUUACAGGUCAUCAAUGGGAGGCGGCGCUGCGGCUCGUGAGAGCUCAUCAAGCAGCAAUGGCCGAUGGCGCCGAGGGCGAUCGCCGGCCCGCGGCCGCUGAGGUUGCGGCAUCGAAAAGGGCACAACUGCCGCAACACCGGAAACACUACCGCCCAGAUGUAUUUGUACAGCUGGUGCGCCUGUUCGGGUCUGUGCAGGCGUCACGCAGCGCUGCGUAUGACCUGAUUCACCGUUACGCGGCACCCAGUGCCGCCUUUUCAACCGCCCGUGUCAACGUGAACAGUAACAGUCCCACCGUGGUGGGGCUGGAGCUAUCGAAGCACUACAACACGAACACUCUCUCACGCGCGUACAACUUCCUCGUGCAGAGUGCGGAUACCCUCGACGCAGCUGAGCAGCUGCUUGAGCAGCUCCGGCAUUCUCGAUCGCCGCCACUGCAGGGGUGUAGCACAGCCGCUCAAGACGCGAAAAGCCACGCAGGCGGCGAUGCAGGCCAGCCGCGUCGUUACAUUGACGCCGGACUGGCUGGGCUCGAGACUGAAUCGGUGGCUCACAUCGCCUAUCUAUCAGCCGUCGCGGGCGAUUGGCGCCGUGCACUGCACCAUGUGAACGCGCUACUCCACGAGCCGCGCUAUCGCACCACUUUCUUCCCGACAGCUCGCCUCCACGACGCAGUGCAGUACGCGCUCGAGCAGGCGCCGUCUCCCGGGCCGUCUUGGCAGGUAUCACUGCAGCUCUUCACGGACAUGAUGGAGCGCAAUGUGCCGAGCUCUGAGGUGUCUUUCCAGUCCGCAGUGAAGCGCUGCUUUGCUGGUGGCGUGCCCGAUCAGGCGCAGAGGCUCUUUCACUUCGUCCUGCGCAAUGGCGUGCGACCGUGA
This is a messenger RNA of Leishmania major strain Friedlin, 2442 nucleotides long. RefSeq lists its product as hypothetical. The record is from RefSeq and is a predicted model, not a curated record. Lineage: Eukaryota; Euglenozoa; Kinetoplastea; Trypanosomatida; Trypanosomatidae. The transcript has a single exon. Bases 1 to 2442 code for a protein of 813 amino acids.